GCCCUAGCGGUUGCACUCGUGUCGAUUGUGAUCUGUUUAUUGGAAUUGCCAUCAACACUGGAGAUGAUGGAUUCCUUGAUAUCUAUAUGGAGGGAAGUGCAGCUGGCUGGAUCGCAGUGGGCUUCAGUGAGACUGCUGACAUGUUCUCUGCAGAUGUGGUGGCAUGCAACAGAUUGGGUGAUGACAUUGUGGUGAUUGAUGGCUGGAACCCUCCACCCAAUGACAGGAACAGCCAGAGGGACACUGCAAGACACCACUCUCUAUACUAGCUCCUAUGAUGCUAGCGGCAACGGAAGGAUUGUCUGCACUGUCUCCAAGCGUAUUGCUCCAUCAAGUGCCCAAGAUCUUGACCUCUCUCAACCUCUCUUUGUGAUCUAUGCUCGUCGUCUAGGAAUCUCCCCCAACCUCGACACAAUAGACAGUCAUGCCAAUGGGGGCAUAGCCGUGAGAGGGGCCACUGGGAACAGACUGGUACCAUCCUCAGGUAUAGGCAACAACACAUCACCCUCAACCACUGAGGCCCCUCCUAUGACCACCGCUGUCCCUGGCAACACGGUGGCCCCUCAGAGAUCACCUGAUGCCUAUGGCCUUCAAGUGGUGAGCCCUAGUGGUUGCACUCGUGUCGAUUGUGAUCUGUUUAUUGGAAUUGCCAUCAACACUGGAGAUGAUGGAUUCCUUGAUAUCUAUAUGGAGGGAAGUGCAGCUGGCUGGAUCGCAGUGGGCUUCAGUGAGACUGCUGACAUGUUCUCUGCAGAUGUGGUGGCAUGCAACAGAUUGGGUGAUGACAUUGUGGUGAUUGAUGGCUGGAACCCUCCACCCAAUGACAGGAACAGCCAGAGGGACACUGUGCAAGACACCACUCUCUAUACUAGCUCCUAUGAUGCUAGCGGCAACGGAAGGAUUGUCUGCACUGUCUCCAAGCGUAUUGCUCCAUCAAGUGCCCAAGAUCUUGACCUCUCUCAACCUCUCUUUGUGAUCUAUGCUCGUCGUCUAGGAAUCUCCCCCAACCUCGACACAAUAGACAGUCAUGCCAAUGGGGGCAUAGCCGUGAGAGGGGCCACUGGGAACAGACUGGUACCAUCCUCAGGUAUAGGCAACAACACAUCACCCUCAACCACUGAGGCCCCUCCUAUGACCACCGCUGUCCCUGGCAACACGAUGGCCCCUCAGAGAUCACCUGAUGCCUAUGGCCUUCAAGUGGUGAGCCCUAGCGGUUGCACUCGUGUCGAUUGUGAUCUGUUUAUUGGAAUUGCCAUCAACACUGGAGAUGAUGGAUUCCUUGAUAUCUAUAUGGAGGGAAGUGCAGCUGGCUGGAUCGCAGUGGGCUUCAGUGAGACUGCUGACAUGUUCUCUGCAGAUGUGGUGGCAUGCAACAGAUUAGGUGAUGACAUUGUGGUCAUUGAUGGCUGGAACCCUCCAUCCAAUGACAGGAACAGCCAGAGGGACACUGUGCAAGACACCACUCUCUAUACUAGCUCCUAUGAUGCUAGCGGCAACGGAAGGAUUGUCUGCACUGUCUCCAAGCGUAUUGCUCCAUCAAGUGCCCAAGAUCUUGACCUCUCUCAACCUCUCUUUGUGAUCUAUGCUCGUCGUCUAGGAAUCUCCCCCAACCUCGACACAAUAGACAGUCAUGCCAAUGGGGGCAUAGCCGUGAGAGGGGCCACUGGGAACAGACUGGUACCAUCCUCAGGUAUAGGCAACAACACAUCACCCUCAACCACUGAGGCCCCUCCUAUGACCACCGCUGUCCCUGGCAACACGGUGGCCCCUCAGAGAUCACCUGAUGCCUAUGGCCUUCAAGUGGUGAGCCCUAGUGGUUGCACUCGUGUCGAUUGUGAUCUGUUUAUUGGAAUUGCCAUCAACACUGGAGAUGAUGGAUUCCUUGAUAUCUAUAUGGAGGGAAGUGCAGCUGGCUGGAUCGCAGUGGGCUUCAGUGAGACUGCUGACAUGUUCUCUGCAGAUGUGGUGGCAUGCAACAGAUUGGGUGAUGACAUUGUGGUGAUUGAUGGCUGGAACCCUCCACCCAAUGACAGGAACAGCCAGAGGGACACUGUGCAAGACACCACUCUCUAUACUAGCUCCUAUGAUGCUAGCGGCAACGGAAGGAUUGUCUGCACUGUCUCCAAGCGUAUUGCUCCAUCAAGUGCCCAAGAUCUUGACCUCUCUCAACCUCUCUUUGUGAUCUAUGCUCGUCGUCUAGGAAUCUCCCCCAACCUCGACACAAUAGACAGUCAUGCCAAUGGGGGCAUAGCCGUGAGAGGGGCCACUGGGAACAGACUGGUACCAUCCUCAGGUAUAGGCAACAACACAUCACCCUCAACCACUGAGGCCCCUCCUAUGACCACCGCUGUCCCUGGCAACACGAUGGCCCCUCAGAGAUUACCUGAUGCCUAUGGCCUUCAAGUGGUGAGCCCUAGCGGUUGCACUCGUGUCGAUUGUGAUCUGUUUAUUGGAAUUGCCAUCAACACUGGAGAUGAUGGAUUCCUUGAUAUCUAUAUGGAGGGAAGUGCAGCUGGCUGGAUCGCAGUGGGCUUCAGUGAGACUGCUGACAUGUUCUCUGCAGAUGUGGUGGCAUGCAACAGAUUAGGUGAUGACAUUGUGGUCAUUGAUGGCUGGAACCCUCCAUCCAAUGACAGGAACAGCCAGAGGGACACUGUGCAAGACACCACUCUCUAUACUAGCUCCUAUAAUGCUAGUGCUGGGAGCAACGGAAGGAUUGCUUGCACUGUCUCCAAGCGUAUUGCUCCAUCAAGUGCCCAAGAUCUUGACCUCUCUCAACCUCUUUUUGUGAUCUAUGCUCGUCGUCUAGGAAUCUCCCCUAACCUCGACACAAUAGACAGUCAUGCCAAUGGGGGCAUAGCCGUGAGAGGGGCCACUCCCAGCAGACUGCUAGCAACCAACAGCACAGGAACUGCUGAUGAGAACAUCUUUGAGACUGUACAUAGACCUAAACUGAUCCGAGCUCACGGUAUUCUCAUGAUUAUUGCAUGGCCUCUGUUGGCCGUCACUGCCAUCUUCUUUGCUUUGUUUAUGAGGCCAGCUCUGCCCAAUGGAGAGUGGUUUCAGGUUCAUCGAGCUCUCCUACUGUGUUCCCUGUUCAUUGGAGCUGUUGCUUUCAUACUGAUCUUCAUUGCUCUGGCGAAUUCCAGAGGCCUUGUGGAUGUCACAAGUAAUACUAGUCUAACACAUCUGGUACUUGGAGUGAUUAUCAUGACUCUACAAAUCAUCAAUCCAAUUAUUUCCAUCUUCCGAUGUCAUCCUGGAAACAAAAAUCGUUGGAUCUUCAAUCUGCUCCAUGGCUCUGUCAUUGGACUGUUGGCUGAAAUACUAGCCUUGAUAAAUGUUGCGAUAGGAGUGUACAUCUUCUCCGCUAACUUGAGUCGAUUCCGUUCCACCCGGUCACCAUUCUGGGUGUUCCUAUCCUGGGACAUCUUCUAUAUACUACUGGUGGUGACUCUCUUUGUUGUAUUUACUGUCAUAGCCACUUCAAGGAAAACGAAAGGGUUGGCUCCGUCUGCUGUUCAAGCCCUGUUUUCAGUUAAUGAAGGUGAGAAGAAAGCUGAAAUUGUUGGAAUUAACCUGGAUUCUGCCGUGGGAGACAAACCACAGGAGAAGUGUGCACCAGAACGCAAGACCCCCUCCCAAGAUUCCCCCCUGCGUUGGGCCGCUCUUAUUGUCUACCUGGGCGUGACUGUACCAAUACUGUUGGCUGUGAUCAUCAUGGUAGCUCUCCCUCAGUAGAAACUCACAGAAUUGCAAAUUUAGCACAAGUAUUAUAUAAAUGUAUGUGGCAUAAUUGGCAGAUUUUGCUCGAUAUGUUCCUUUUUUCUUUUUCUCCAGUUAUUCCUCUAUUUUCUUUCAUUGCUGCUACUAUUGAUUCUGAAAUGAUUUUAAGAUUAUAAUUGAGUGUCUGA
This is a messenger RNA of Halichondria panicea, 3914 nucleotides long. RefSeq lists its product as uncharacterized. The record is from RefSeq and is a predicted model, not a curated record. Gene Ontology annotation, cellular component: membrane. Lineage: Eukaryota; Metazoa; Porifera; Demospongiae; Suberitida; Halichondriidae. The coding region runs from base 199 to 3741 and encodes 1180 amino acids. The transcript has 21 exons.